This is a messenger RNA of Ricinus communis (castor bean), 1624 nucleotides long. RefSeq names its product rhodanese-like domain-containing protein 11, chloroplastic. The coding region runs from base 344 to 1234 and encodes 296 amino acids. Lineage: Eukaryota; Viridiplantae; Streptophyta; Magnoliopsida; Malpighiales; Euphorbiaceae. The record is from RefSeq and is a predicted model, not a curated record. The transcript has 10 exons.
AUGAACACUGAAAUCAAUACUGUUUUAUGCAGCGGAUUCAUUUCUUUGUAAUCUUUUUUGUUUGGCAAAACCCAAUCUUGCUGCAGAUUUAUGGUAAUUUAUGAAAAUGAAGUUGGAAAAUAGAGAAAGAAAACCAUAGAAUAGAGUACGCCCACACACCGGCUGUUCCGGCGUUCCAACAGAGGAACUAAAUGAAACGGUGCGGCUUAUCGUCAGAAUAAAUUGAAAAAAGAAGGAGAAAAGAAAAGAGUUUUGUCCCCACUCCUGUCCUGAGCGAAAACUUAUCCAAAACAUAAGCAAUUUUAGCAAAGGGAACAGAGUCUGUGAAAGAAGCUCAGCAGCCAUGGAAGCUUCAGGACUUUCUUCUCUCAACGCUCUCACGCCUGUUUCAUAUUCAAAGUUUCAAAGGGGACAGAGCUCCAAGUUCUAUGGAAAAUUUAUCUCUUCAAUGCCAGCUUCUCUCUAUUUCACUCGAACUCUUACAUCACAUCGCUUUCAGCAGCCUGUGAGGGUUUUACAAAUGCAAGCUGGAGAUGAUGAAGAUUAUGAUUUGAAGCAAAUGAGAGAUAUGGCUGCUGCCAAGAGGAGAUGGGACCUUUUGAUUAGAGAAGGAAAAGUAAAGGUUCUUACACCAAGGGAAGCAGGUUAUGCGAUUCAACUAUCUAACAAAACCCUACUUGAUGUCCGUCCUUCUGUUGAGCGGAAAAAGGCCUGGGUUAAAGGCUCAUCUUGGAUUCCAAUCUUUGAAGUUGAUAAUAGAUCUGAUAUUGGAACUCUUUCAAGCAAGAUUACAACUUUUAUGAUGGGAGGCUGGUGGAGUGGCGCACCUACAUUAGCUUAUGAUAAUCAAUUUUUAUUGAAGGUUGAGGAGAAGUUCCCAAAAGAUACAGACUUGAUUGUUGCAUGCCAGAGGGGAUUGAGAUCUCUAGCUGCUUGUGAGCUGCUGUACAAUGCUGGUUAUAGAAAUCUUUUCUGGGUUCAAGGUGGUCUUGAGGCAGCGGAAGAAGAGGAUCUUGUCACAGAAGGUCCUCAGCCUCUUAAGUUUGCUGGAAUUGGAGGGGUUUCUGAAUUCCUUGGUUGGACAGAUCAACAAAGAGUUGCAGCUGCUAAAGAAGGUUGGGGUUACCGAUUAUUAUUCUCAGCGCGUCUGGUUGGAGUCAUCCUUGUUGCUGAUGCCUUGUUUCUUGGCGCUCAACAAGUAAGCCGCUAUUUUCAGGAUAUAAGAUCACAUUGACGGGAGCUUAAAUGCGUUUGAUUAAUGAACAUGGGAGGAAGUCUUAGAGAAACGGUUUAUAGAGUGGGAGAUCCAGAGAGAAUCCCAGUUUUGGAGCCAAGAGUAGUUAUUAGUCGUAUUACUCAUGUUUCUUCCUGUUAAAAUACAUUAGAUCUAGGCAUGGAUUCCUGCACGUAUUUUCAUUACACAAUAGGGAUCUGUUUGAAAGCGUCUGUAAUGUCUAUAUCUUGAGUAUAAUAGCUGGCCAGAAGCCUCUACUAUCUCUGUAGGUUUCAGCUAAAUACCUUGACCUUUGAAGUCUAUGAUGCUGCCCAUACAUAUGUGUUAAAUGAUUCUGUAUCUUCCUAUAGUUGCCCGUGGGUAUAAAUCUAUAUUCAAAAUUUGAUAGCA